AUGCCCCGAGCCCGAAAAGGCAGCGCGCCCCGCAGAGGCGGCCAGCGCCGCGGAGGAGGUGCCCGGAGCAGUACCCAGGCUGACUCAGGCUCCAGUGAGGACGAGGCAGCCAGCGAGGCCCGCAGCACUACCAGCGAGUGUCCCAGCCAGCUGAGCGCCGCCGCCGAGGAGAGCCUUGGGGGGGAAGCCGUGGAAGAGCAGGGUCAGCAGGAGGACCUUGAGGAGAAGGUGAAGGAGUAUGUGGACUGCCUCACAGACAAGAGUGCCAAGACCCGGCAGGGCGCUCUGGAGAGCCUGCGCCUGGCCCUCGCAGCCCGUCUGCUCCCCGACUUCUUGCUGGAGCGCCGCCUCACCCUGGCCGAUGCCUUGGAAAAGUGCCUCAAGAAAGGCAAGGGCGAGGAGCAGGCCCUGGCCGCGGCCGUGCUGGGCCUGCUGUGCGUGCAGCUAGGCCCCGGCCCCAAGGGCGAGGAGUUCUUCCACAGCCUGCAGCCGCUGCUCGUCUCUGUGCUCAGCGACAGCGCGGCCAGCCCUGCCGCCCGGCUCCACUGUGCGUCCGCUCUCGGCUUGGGCUGCUAUGUGGCCGCCGCCGACAUCGAGGACCUGGUCUCCUGCCUCACCUGCUUAGAAGGUGUUUUCAGCCGGGCCUGCAGCGGGCGGGGCUCUGGCCCGGUGGUCCCCGCCAGCCUGCAGGGCCUGCUCUGCGCAGCCCUGCAGGCUUGGGCGCUGCUCCUCACCAUCUGCCCCAGCACGCACAUCGGCCCCAUCCUGGACAGGCAGCUACCCCGGCUGCCCCAGCUCUUGUCCAGCGAGAGUGUGAACCUGCGGAUGGCUGCCGGCGAGACCAUCGCCUUGCUCUUUGAGCUCGCCCGGGACCUUGAGGAGGACUUUGUCUACGAGGAUAUUGAGGCCCUCUGCGGGGAGCUGCGCACUCUAGCCACUGACAGCAACAAGUACCGGGCCAAGGCCGACCGCCGGCGCCAGCGCUCCACCUUCCGGGCGGUGCUGCACUUCAUCGAGGGCGGCGAGUGUGAGGAGGAGACCAUCCGCUUCGGCCUCGAGGUGCUCUACGUGGACAGCUGGGCCCGGCGCCGGGUCUACGCCGCCUUCAAGGACGCGCUGGGCUCCGGGAUGCACCACCACCUCCAGAACAACGAGCUGCUCCGGGACAUCUUCAGCCUGGGCCCGGUGCUGGUGCUGGAUGCCGCAGCCCUGAAGGCCUGCAAGAUCUCCCGUUUCGAGAAGCACCUGUACAACGCGGCGGCCUUCCGAGCCAGGACCAAGGCGCGCAGCCGCGUGCGGGACAAGCGGGCGGACGUCCUGUGA
Molecule: messenger RNA, 1323 nt
Organism: Rangifer tarandus platyrhynchus (Svalbard reindeer)
Lineage: Eukaryota; Metazoa; Chordata; Mammalia; Artiodactyla; Cervidae
Source: the annotation of a GenBank genome assembly